Lolium rigidum is the source of this 1320-nucleotide messenger RNA. Its product is annotated as cytochrome P450 89A2-like. The coding region runs from base 1 to 1320 and encodes 439 amino acids. The transcript is spliced from 2 exons. The record is from RefSeq and is a predicted model, not a curated record. Gene Ontology annotation, molecular function: iron ion binding; oxidoreductase activity, acting on paired donors, with incorporation or reduction of molecular oxygen, NAD(P)H as one donor, and incorporation of one atom of oxygen; heme binding. NCBI's taxonomy places the organism in Eukaryota, Viridiplantae, Streptophyta, Magnoliopsida, Poales, Poaceae. Gene Ontology annotation, cellular component: membrane.
AUGGAGCUCUCUGUUCUCCUUGCCGUUGCAUUGUGCUUCCUAGCCAGCCUAAUGGUAUUUGCUCGAAGCUACAUUAGGCGAGCCCGUGCUCAGUCGACCAUCCACCACAUCGGCGACCCCGCUGUCGCCCACCAAGCACUCAUCCAGAACGCCGACGACUUCGCAAACCAGCCGGCGUCCAUCUUCCCCGCCUCCCUAGCCGUGUGGCGCAACGGCGAGCGGAACUACAACAUCACCACGGCGGACCACGGCCCGCACUGGCGAGCGCUCCGGUGCAACCUCACCGCCCAUAUCCUCCAUCCGUCGCGCGUCGCCUCUCUCGCCCCGCUGCUCCACGAGGCCGCCCAGGACCUCGUCGCCAACCUGUCGGCCCGAGCAUCAGCCGGUGCCGGCGGCGAGGUGGCGGUCCGUGUCCCCACCAACACUGCCCUGUUUGGGCUGGUCACCCUGCUGUGUUUCGGAGACAUGGUGGAUGGCCAGCACAGGCGCGCCAUGGGGCGUGUCGUGCGGGACUACAUGUACUUCGUCGGGGAGCUCAGCCCCAGGUUCGAUGGCUCCAUGCUUUCCAAGCUUGUGAACUGGAGGGCGUUUCUCCGGAUCUCCGCCCUGUUCGACAGGCAAGCCGAGCUGUACCGUCCUCUCUUCGCCGCACGGAGGCAGUCACGGUCCAAGGUUCGCGGCGGUAUGGUCCACCCAUACGUCGACUCGCUCCUCGAUCUCCGCGUUGCCGACGGCGAUGUCCGGCGGGCUCUCCGGGAGAGCGAGAUGGUGGGCCUCGUGUUCGAGUUCCUUGGUGCAGGCACGGGUACCAUCGCUGCCUGCGUCGAGUGGACGCUUGCCCACCUCAUCGACCAGCCUGAAAUCCAGGCCAGACUACGCCGCGAGAUCGACGACGAGACCACCCACGGCGCCAUGCUGUCCAGCAAGAGCCUCCGCGGCAUGCCGUACCUGAACGCCGUGGUAAUGGAGAGCCUCCGAAUGCACCCGCCGGUGUGCUUCAUCUUAGACAAGGCAACGUGGACGGAUCCCGACGAGUUUCGGCCGGAACGGUUCCUUGCCGGAGGCGAGGGAGAGGACGUCGGCCCGUUGCCAGUACCCAAGGAGAUCAGGAUGAUGCCGUUCGGUGCUGGGCAUAGGCACUGCCCCGGGGUGGGCAUGGGGAUGAUGCUCAUCAAGUGCUUCCUGGCCACGCUCGUCGGCGAGUUCGAGUGGGCACCGGCGGCUCAAGACUGCAGCGGCGGCGUCGACGUCACGGAGCUCAACGGGUUCUUAAAACUGAUGAAGAAGCCACUUUCUGCGCGUGUCACGCCGCGCACCUAA